UUUCAAAAAUUAAAAAUGGGUAAGCGAGGAAGAAAGAUCAGAAGAACCAGGAAAUACAGGAUCAAAGAAAGUGAAGAGCAGAAAAGAGUUCUUACUGAACAAGAAAUUGAGAGAAAGAAGGAGCUCAAGAAGGAGUUGAGGAGGAAAAUCAGAGAGAAAAAGAACAACCAUACUAAGUGGCUGAUAGAAACAACUACUGAAGAAAUGCUACAGAGUGAUAGUUUCGAAAAUUCUAAGGUUCGGGAGAAGCAACUUGAUGCAAAAUUGAAGCAGCUUAGUGAGGAAUUAGAGCAAACUCAGCAACAAAUUCUUUUGAAUGAAGAUAAGCGAAAUUUACUUGAAAAGGUUGAUCCAGAGGCUCUUGAAAAGGUUAUAGAAGACCUCAAAGAAGAAGAGUCUUAUUUUGAUGAAGAAAUCAAAAGCUUCAAGUUAAAGAUGAGGAACGUCAUCAUCGAAAUUAACCAAAUCAUUAAAAAAGAAGAGGAAGAAAAUAAAUUUUUAUAUGUUACAGAUUACGAUGAAUUUAAGGUGCUUUUAGAUGAGAUCGUGACUUCUAUCGACUGUCCUCUCCUCUGUUCUAGAUUCCAGGAUCCUCAAAUAGCUCCGUCUGGAAUGGUCUAUGAUAAAGCAGCUAUCGACCAACUUAUCUCUCGAUAUGACAAGGAUCCAUUUACAAGGGUAAAAUUCCAAGAGAAUUCCAGAAGAAAGCAUUACUUCUUCAAAGAGAUCUUCGGUAUUAUCAAGACGCAUGCUGAAGUUAAGAACAUUGACAUCUACUCAAUGAAAAUUUCUAAAUUAUAA
Moneuplotes crassus is the source of this 801-nucleotide messenger RNA. The record is from the annotation of a GenBank genome assembly. NCBI's taxonomy places the organism in Eukaryota, Ciliophora, Spirotrichea, Euplotida, Euplotidae.